GAGAAGCUGGUGGGUGGGACGUUUGACUGCUUCACAGGUGCAUUUUGAAUGGUUGGAGUAUCAUUAUGGCCAGCGGCUUGAGGCCAAACCAAGCAGUGCUGCGCAGUUGGAUAGAUCCUCAGAUAGACAGCGGGAUGACGGGCUUCCCGUUUUCUCAGCGCGCGACUACCACCGAUUCUCAAGUCGAUAUGUUGAACCACUUCUCCGUGGACCCUGGUGUGUCCAUCGCAAAUAUCAAACUGAGUCCAGGUCACCAAGCUAACCAUACUUUUCAUCAUCAACAAUUUCCACAAAAUGGAUAUGGUCACAUGCCCUCCGCGGGUUAUGGAUCGAUGCUGCGUCGGGAUCCCAUGCAAUCCUUUUCGGACGCAUACGGGUCCCCCACUGGGGCCCUUCACGCUGAUCCCUCUCACAUGCUUUUCACAGGUAUGAUGUCCGACCCUCACAAUUAUCACAGUCACAUGAGAGUGCCAUUACCGGGGGGUGCUGAUGUGUACGGCAGGACCGAUGGUUUUAACCCUUCUCACCACCACCACCAUCAGAUGACCAGGACUGAUCCAUAUUCGGCUUCGUAUCAUCAUCACCACCAUCACUAUCCCACGCAUCAUCUUCAACCUCCAAGUGGUGCCUUUUUUCGGUACAUGAAAAAUCCGGGUAUCAAGCAUGAAAUGGCAUGUUUAUGGAUUGAUCCUGAUCAGAUGCCACCCAAGAAACCGUGUAAUAAAAUUUUCCAGACUAUGCACGAGAUCGUUUCACACAUAGCUGUGGAGCACGUGGGUGGACCAGAGUGCACGAAUCAUACCUGCUGUUGGCAGGAGUGUCCCAGGAAUGGGAGGCCGUUUAAGGCAAAAUACAAACUUGUCAAUCACAUACGGGUUCACACUGGAGAGAAACCUUUUCCCUGUCCCUUUCCUGGUUGUGGGAAAGUAUUUGCUCGUAGCGAAAACCUCAAAAUUCACAAAAGAACCCAUACAGGUGAAAAACCAUUUAAAUGUGAAUACGCUGGCUGUGAUCGCAAAUUCGCCAACAGUUCCGACAGGAAAAAGCACUCUCAUGUACACACGAGCGACAAGCCUUACAACUGCAAAAUCCGAGGUUGUGAUAAAAGUUAUACGCAUCCAUCAUCAUUACGUAAACACAUGAAAGUACACGGUGGCAGUGGGAAAAGUCCGCCACCAGUGACGCCAAAUGGAAGCACAUCUGGAUCUGGAUAUGACAGUGACAGUGGCACUACAACGACAAACCUCAGUGAGUGGUAUGUAUGCCAAUCCACCAUGCCAACUCCUCCAAGCAAUGAACAUUCUCCAGUUGCUCCAGUUCCGAAUCCUGUGUUGAACACAACCAGUCAUUUACCUCUUCAUAGUGUCUUCUGACGGGGUCUCAACACCACACAGUGGUGAGCAAGCGUAUUCUUAUGGUCAAAAAUUCCAUCGUAUGCAAAAGCAGUUUGCAUAUUAAGACGCAGGCAGUCUUAAGUAUUAAAGCUGGUCAUAUCGAGCUCUUGUGUUCUUAAGGUGGAAACGAGAUGGCUUUGGCGUAGCUCGGCGAAGCCAUUUCGGAGUGUUAUGCCAAUUUAAAUGCAAUCAUGUCUAUAAUAAGUAAAUAUAUAAAGCAGAGUUAAAUAACUAAAUUUCCUAUGGUUGUACUGCCAGUAGAAUUGAACACGUAUUAUAUGGUACAAGCGUGAUGUUACGCAUUAAUUUAGCUGGUUUCAUUUAACACUUUGUUGACCGGAAACAUUGCGCAUUAUCAAUUUCAUGUCGCCUAUCGUUAUUUCAAUGUGAAUAGACUUUUUCCCAGAGCAGAAAUUAAAAAGUCCAAACAAAUAUUUUAUUCCUAGAUACAGGUAUCUCAAAGGUAUAUUUAAUCAUUUCAAUACGUUUUCUAAAAAAA
Messenger RNA from Parasteatoda tepidariorum (common house spider), 1893 nucleotides. RefSeq names its product zinc finger protein ZIC 4-like. The record is from RefSeq and is marked provisional. Gene Ontology annotation, molecular function: DNA-binding transcription factor activity, RNA polymerase II-specific; RNA polymerase II cis-regulatory region sequence-specific DNA binding. Gene Ontology annotation, cellular component: nucleus. Gene Ontology annotation, biological process: regulation of transcription by RNA polymerase II. NCBI's taxonomy places the organism in Eukaryota, Metazoa, Arthropoda, Arachnida, Araneae, Theridiidae.